AUGGAUGACCCUGAAAAUAUUUUAUAUAACCAGUGCAUUGGAAUUGAUAGACUUUGUAACGACUAUUCCUCAACAAUAGUGACGUACCUAACUAAAGGAAAGUAUUUAAAAAGAGGAAAGAAGGUGUAUCAUAAAGAUGUACCAUCAGAGAUCCCAAAUGUAUUGCCAGUUACUUUCUACACAAAGUACCCGAACCGCUACAAUGGAGUGUGCAAUCACCUUGUUCACGCCGCAUCAAAUCGCAAUAAGUUCCCAAACAUUUCACUAAAGUGGUUUCCCAACGGGAGGAUGUUGUUGGCAGGAACACAAGGUGGGAAGUUUAUCAUGUGGAACGGAAUAACAUUUCAAUUUGAUGAUAUAAAACGUUUUCCAGUGGGAACAGGUAGCGUAACCUGCUUUGAGUGGUCACCUUUUGGUGAUUUUUUAGUCGCAGGAGAUGAAUACGGAAAGUUGGCACUACUCUCACCAGCAUUGUCACUGUUAAACACUAACUUAUAUGAAGGGAUGAAUAAUGGUAUUUUGGAUUUAAGUCUGUCUCCAAACGGAAGUAAAUUCGUGGCAUGCUCAGAUACAUACUCUCCACAUAUAUUUGAUAUACAAACGACCACUUUGGAAGGCCUAUUAGUGGCAGAAAAUAUAGGAUCGACAUCGAUAAGCUGUUUACAGUGGAACCCGUACAAAAACCUGGUGGUAACAGGUAGUAGAACAAACAUAGUGACACUUUGGGACCCAAUGAAUAAAUCACAAAUUACAUCAAUUUAUGCACACAAAUCACCAAUUCAUAAAAUAUUAUGGAAUCCAAAUGGAAUUACAUUCCUAACAACAGCAUUAGAUGGACUAGUAAAGCUAUGGGAUGUGAGGAUACUAAAACCACUGUUGACAUACAAAAUUGGAGCUUCGAACCAGGAUGAGUCAGUUUAUCUAACAAAUGUCAAUAAUAUAAACCUGUUAAAGACUAGCAAAGCAGUGACAAUAGUAACUGCAAUGAGCUGGAACCCAGUACAAACGAAUGUAUUUGCAGUAGGCGAUAACAAAUCAAGACUCUUCCAUUUUACAACCGAUUUUACUGAACCAGUAUCAACAGUAGAUCUUAGAGUGACAGACGAGAAGACUCCAUCCACAACAUCAAUGGAUUUUCAUCCGUUUGGACACUUAUUGGCGACGUGUUCAGACGACAGAUACGUCCGGUUCUGGAGUCGUAGCAUCCUGGGAGGGUAUAACAGACUAUAUACACAAGAUUCCGACUUUGUCCUGGAUGAUAAAGUUAAACACGCGCCAUUCACAAGGUUUGACUUCAAAAAUGAUAUUGAUGUGGAAAGAAUACCUUCAAUGAAGAACACAGAUAAGUGAAGGUGUUUGAAAUUAUUUAUAAUUUAUUAAUAUCAAAUAAUUAUAUU
Messenger RNA from Theileria parva strain Muguga, 1397 nucleotides. RefSeq names its product WD domain G-beta repeat protein (gene paa-1). Bases 1 to 1350 code for a protein of 449 amino acids. Gene Ontology annotation, molecular function: protein binding. Gene Ontology annotation, cellular component: mRNA cleavage and polyadenylation specificity factor complex. NCBI's taxonomy places the organism in Eukaryota, Apicomplexa, Aconoidasida, Piroplasmida, Theileriidae. The transcript has 4 exons. The record is from RefSeq and is a predicted model, not a curated record.